Bufo bufo (common toad) is the source of this 1655-nucleotide messenger RNA. RefSeq names its product interleukin 17C (gene IL17C). Gene Ontology annotation, biological process: inflammatory response. Lineage: Eukaryota; Metazoa; Chordata; Amphibia; Anura; Bufonidae. The coding region runs from base 249 to 821 and encodes 190 amino acids. The transcript has 3 exons. Gene Ontology annotation, cellular component: extracellular region. The record is from RefSeq and is a predicted model, not a curated record. Gene Ontology annotation, molecular function: cytokine activity.
GGCAGUGAAUGGAAUGCAGCGAGUUCUCUUAUCCAAUGCUUUACCUGCAAGUGACAAGGAAGUAGGAUGAGUGUAAAUCAAACUUCCCUUUACGUAAGGAGGUGGAGACCUGCCCUCACCUGGAUUUUCCAAGGGAGGAUUCAGGUUUGUAUAUAAAAUGAAAGAGUGGAAGGACCAAAGCAGAACUCAGCUGAGCAUCACAUAUCAGGCAACAUCCUUCCACCUGUACCAGCAAGACCAAGACCAGCAUGUCCACUCUGUGGGUCGUCUUAUUACUUGCCGUUUGGUCCAUCAAUAUCUGCUGUGCGAAGCAUGCUAAGCACAGGAACCAAAAUCAUAACCAGGACAGCGUCUACUGCUUCAGUGAAGAAGAGCUGGAAAAUACCCCCUCCAAGGUUCUGCAUCAUUUUGUGAGCAGCAAGAUGCAUUGGGAGAGAUACUCUGCAGUGAACCUGGUGAGCACGCUGGAGGAAAACGAGAGCAGAAGGAAAAGACGCAGGAGAACCCCACAACCCACCUGCCACAUGAGCACAUUGAAAAAGGGGCACGCCCUGAACGAACGCUCCAUCUCCCCGUGGACCUACCGAAUUGACACCGAUGAGAGUCGUUAUCCGCAAAAGUUGGCGUUUGCGCACUGUCUCUGCGAGCACUGCAUCAGCUCCGAAUCUGGGAAGGAGACCUCAUCCUUGAAUUCCGUGCAGGUCAAGCAGACGAUGCUGGUGCUGCGGAAGAAGAGAUGCCUGGACACAGCCAAGUUCACCUUUGAAUUGGAAUACAUAAGCGUCCCGGUGGCGUGCACCUGCUCCGUGCCCCGCUACUAGGACUAAUCUGCUCCUAUGGAGACGUGAUCCUUCAGGCUAUCCAAACACCCGGUCGUGACCAUGUCACACUCAGUUUGUUUGUUUUAGAACAUUUCUUGUCUUAUUUUCACUUUGCAGAAUGUGUCCGGGGAAACUGCUUAAACAACAGUUCCCCAUUUUAUAGAAGUUGCUCCCUGCAACCAUGAUGAUCUCAUUUACCAAUGUAUAGCCCUUGAGGUGUUUUUCAAUUACCUGCUACAUAAUAAUUCCAGUAGGGAAGAGCUAGUUAAGCAAUUUCCUACUACAGAUGUAGAUUUAAAAUGAACCCAACACUUUAAAUAUCCUAAGACCUUAUUGUUCUGCCUCCAUGGUAGAUUUACAUUAUUACAUCCCAGAUGAUUCGCUGGUCGAAUCCUUUCUACGUUGAUACUUUGUUUGUAAAUGUUUCUUCACUAUAUUAUGUAUCAUGUUUAUUAACCCUCAGUGGUUUGCAGCUGUUGUGGAACUACAACUCCCAGCAUGUGCUCCUACCCUGAGGCCCACAGUGUGAUCUCCAUUUUAGGAAACACCAGAAAAGGUUAUUGCUAUAAUAUAGCGCAUUUCCAUCAUAAUCUUUGUCUUCCCGCUCGUCUCAGGAUGAAUAUCAGGGGGAGGGGUCAGAGAGUUUGUGAUUAUUUUUUACUAUGAACCAGAUGAAUAUUUAUUUAAUUAAUAUUUAACAAUAUUUAAUAUUUGCAGCUGUGAUAAAGUUUUUAUUAUUUAUUGUUGUUUGUUGUGUUAUAAAUGGCGAAGUGCUGUACGCUGCCGCUGCUUUCAUGUUCAUUUCAUCUUAUUACCACUGAAUUUUGCAUUUAA